Molecule: messenger RNA, 2171 nt
Organism: Hippocampus zosterae (dwarf seahorse)
Lineage: Eukaryota; Metazoa; Chordata; Actinopteri; Syngnathiformes; Syngnathidae
Exons: 14
Coding region: 427-2028 (533 amino acids)
Source: RefSeq, a predicted model, not a curated record
GAGCCGUUCGAGAACCGUGGAGUCGGCCAACGUAGUCUGGCAUUGCAAUAGUGCCGUCGGAGCAACCGUAGUCGACUAAUGGUGUUGUGCGAUAUGGCAUUAGCAUCGUACAGUACUUCGGUAAUAGCGUCAGAGGUCAGCAUUUAUUCGGCGUCGUCGUAGGCUAGUGGCGGCAGAGCGCUAGUUUGCGUGUGGUGGUGGCGAUGGCAAAGUGGAAGCCAGUAGAUUAGCAGAUUAGCAUUUGAGUUGUGCUUGGUAUGUGCGGAAGCUGAAACCGAAGCCUCGUGGGUCACCAGGCUCUUUAAUCUGCACACAAGCGUCACUUUCACACACUCACGCGACUCGGGUGCAUUGUGGGACGUGCAGACGCCAUUGGACCCCGUGAUACCAUACGACCGGCAUCGCUACGCGUGCGUGUCAGGCGGAAUGCUCGGAAUGAAGGUUUCCGCAGUUGCCGUGGUAGCGCUUCUGCUGAUCGGUCCGUCGGAGGUCUUUGGUCUGCUUACCGCCCGGGACCGGGAUCGCUCGUUCAGAACGCAGACCGUGACGCAGGACUCCGCCGCCCCGCCGGACCUGCCCGUGAUCUGGACCGAGCUGCUGGGGUUGAGGCAACUGGUGCUCAGUCUACAGGCGGCGGUGGUGGACCAGCGGCAGACCCUCAGGACCUCCGAGAGCCGCCUGCGCGACGGACAGGAGGCGGAGGUGAAGCGGGGACAACAGCUGGACGCCAUGCAGAUUCAGAUGGAUGCGGACAGGACGCUGGUCCUCGGUCUACAGGCGGCUGCGGCGGAUCAGCGGAACGACCUCCGGGCGACAGAGAACCGCCUACGGGAGAGCGAGGAGGCGACAGAAAAGCAGAGACAGGUUCUGGACACACUCCAAGUCCAGGUGGAGGCAGUCAAGAAUAUGGUGAGCGAAAUCAACGCUGACCUUAAGAGGAGGGAGGAGCGCAGGCAAGGGGAAGUGUCCAGGCUCCAGUCCAGACUGGAUGCCAGCGAAAGUUCUGUGGAGAACGUCAAGAGGAAGACGUCAGUCCUGGCCGGCGAGCUCCCCUUCCUGAGGACGAGGCUGAGGGCCAGCGAGAGCGCCUUGGAGCAGCUCAAACAGAAGAGCUCAGGUUACGUUCCGAAUGUCCCAGAUCGAGAUCGUUCAAAUCACGUGACAUCCAUCGUUGGUGUGCGCGCAGUUCUAGCGUCUCGACUUUGCCUGGUGGAAAAUCUGAGGAAGAGGAGCUCAGUGGAGGACGCUGAAGUGCAAGGCCAUCACAACUCCACGACGGCCUUGUUUGCAGACGGAGAUGGUCAACGGCGGGAGGCGGAGUCCCGCCUGGACGCAGAUUCAUCGCGUAUACACCAAAACAUGAGCGCCCUCCAUACUCGACUACUGCACCUGGAGGGCAAAGUGAUGUCAAGUGAACAACACCUACAGGACAUCAAAGCUGCUGUGGUGAACGCGCCAAAUGACACACAGACGCAAAGUGAAAAGUUGAAGGCGCGACUGAGUGUGGUGGAAAACCUUGUGGAGGAUCUGUGGACCGACAAGUCAGCGUCGGAGCUCCGAAUCAACGUCAGCGAGAGACUUCUGGAAGAACUCAAGACGGAAUGCGCAGCUCAGAAAAGCCAACUUUCCAAGAUGGAGUCGCAAGCGACGCACAACCAUGCAGAGUUGGCGGUCCGGCUGAACGUCAGCGAGAAGCUCGUGGACGAACUCAAGACUGAAUGGGCAGGCGAGUGUGUGUGUACGAGAGCGCGACGAUUUUCACGCGUCCUCGUCACUUUUGUUGUCGUGACCUUCUUCAGCUUGGGCGACGCGACUCGACGAGGCCGAGUCACGACUGGCCGGCAGCAUCCGCGACGCCGCAGCUUUGGAGCUCCGGCAGAACGUCAGCGAAAAACUUCUGCUUGCCCUCAAGACCGAAUGUACUCAAGAGUUGCUGCCAAAGUUAAACGCCAGCGAGCAGAAGAUGAGCGACUUGAAGGCGACGACCAAAGAGUUGACGUUGCGCUUGCAUGUUUUGGAGCAGCGUAGCGCUCAGACAUCAGGUGAGACCAAGGUGGCCUUCGCCGCCGCGCUCACAGACUCGGGAUCCGUAGGACCCUUCGACCGGGAGACCACUCUGAUCUUCUCCAAGGUUUUCACCAACGUCGGCCGAGCUUAUGACGAGAACUCGG